Molecule: messenger RNA, 1046 nt
Organism: Rhodamnia argentea
Lineage: Eukaryota; Viridiplantae; Streptophyta; Magnoliopsida; Myrtales; Myrtaceae
Product: glutathione S-transferase L3-like
Exons: 10
Coding region: 96-812 (238 amino acids)
Molecular function (GO): glutathione transferase activity
Source: RefSeq, a predicted model, not a curated record
GCAAUGAUCUUGCAUUGAAUCCGCUACAUCAUUCUCCAUAGAAAGCCUAUACCCUUCACUCAAAUUUCACAAGACGCUAGGCCAAAAGUGCUCCAAUGGCCACUGAUCCAAAAGCCAGAGAGACUCUCCCUCAACCACUGGAUUCUACUUCAAGCCCACCUCCUCUUUUUGAUGGAACCACCAGGUUGUAUAUAACUUAUAGAAGCCCUUUUGCCCAGCGUGUAUGGAUCACUAGGAAUUGCAAGGGACUGCAAGACAAGAUCAAAUUGGUCCCUCUCUCUCUCCAUGACAAGCCGGCUUGGUACAGAGAGAAAGUUUACUCCGUCGACAAGGUCCCAUCUCUGGAACAUGACAACAAGGUCAUGGGAGAGUCUCUUGAUCUGAUGAAGUACUUAGAUAGCAAAUUUGAAGGGCCAUCUCUUUACCCCACUGAUCCCGCGAAAAGAGAUUAUGGCGAAGAGUUAUGGUCUUACUCCCUCGAGUUCAUCGAUCUGAUGUAUUCCGCGUUGAAAGGAGAAACAGUCAAAGUACUGGGUCCUCCUCUCGAUCACUUAGACCGUGCCCUCAAACAAUUCGACGACGGGCCGUUCUUCCUCGGCCAGUUCAGUUUGGUGGACAUAGCUUUCAUACCGUCUGUCGAAAGAAUCCAGUUGCUCUUAUCAGACGUAUGGAAUCAUGACAUCACGUCGGGGAGGCCGAACUUAGCUUCCUGGAUAGAGGAGAUGAACAAGAUCGACGCUUACACACAGACCAAAUAUGAUCCUCAAGACAUCGUCACGUAUUUGAAGACUCGCUUCUUGGCGAGGCAUUAAGACCUGAGCAUAGCAGCUGUAACUUUUCUGUCUGGUGGGUGUGAGUUUUGACUUUGCAAGAUGCCGCUGUACCUUUUACCAAGGCCGAAGUCUCGGUUCCGUACAUUGUAUUGCAUUCGUGCUUGAAUAAUAUUUGGAUAAAUAAUGAGUGUACUGUAUCAGUACACUUUUGCUUUACCCUACGAAUGUAUACAAUCCAAGACUUUAGAGAUUGCAUCAUCAUUCCUUCUCCUU